Heteronotia binoei (common prickly gecko) is the source of this 1176-nucleotide messenger RNA. RefSeq names its product 3-oxoacyl-[acyl-carrier-protein] reductase-like. The coding region runs from base 16 to 729 and encodes 237 amino acids. Gene Ontology annotation, molecular function: oxidoreductase activity, acting on the CH-OH group of donors, NAD or NADP as acceptor; quinone binding. Lineage: Eukaryota; Metazoa; Chordata; Lepidosauria; Squamata; Gekkonidae. The record is from RefSeq and is a predicted model, not a curated record. Gene Ontology annotation, biological process: fatty acid biosynthetic process. The transcript has 6 exons.
AGUUGUUCUUUGGCAAUGUCAAAGGUUUGUGCCAUUUUUGGAGGAUCUCGGGGAAUCGGACAGGCUGCUGCCCGGCUGCUAGCGCAGAAAGGAUAUUGUAUAGCUGUUAUUGCGAGAAAUUUGGAUAUCGCUCAAGCCACUGCAAAAAACCUGGGAGCAGGUCAUCUAGCAUUUCGUUGUGAUGUCUCCAAAGAAGAAGACGUUCAAAAUACGUUUAGCCAAAUGGAAAAGAGUUUAGGUUAUGUAAACUACCUGGUUAAUGCUGCAGGGGUCAACAGGGAUGGCUUGUUGUUGCGAAGCAAGGCUGAUGAUAUGAUAUCCCAGCUCCACACCAAUCUUUUGGGAACGAUGUUGACCUGCAAAGUUGCUGUGAAGGGUAUGAUUCAACAGCAGGGUGGUGCUAUCGUUAACAUAGGAAGCAUUGUUGGACUGAAGGGCAAUUCUGGUCAGUCGGUAUACAGUGCCAGCAAAGCGGGAUUAGUUGGAUUUUCACGCUCUCUUGCUAAAGAAGUAGCAAGAAAGAACAUUCGAGUCAACAUGAUUGCUCCCGGUUUCAUUCAUACGGAUAUGACGGCACAUUUGAAAGAAGAUCAGUUGAAGAAAACGAUUCCUCUCGGAAGGUUUGGGGAACCUCAAGAAAUUGCCAACGCAAUUGUAUUUCUUCUGGAGUCUCCUUACAUAACAGGACACGUUCUGGUUGCAGAUGGAGGUUUGCAACUUAUGAUUUAAAAUUUGUAACAGCGCAGUUUUGAAUUUGGGGAGAAUAAUUCAGCCACCUGGCUAAAUGGAGGAUGAUACAAAGAAGUACAAAUGGUUGGUUGUCUGGAAAACUUUAAAUAAUAAUAAUAACUUUUUAUUUAUAUCCCGCCCUCCCCGCCAAGGCAGGCUCAGGGCGGCUUGACCAUGUGCUUGCAUUGCUUUUUUGUAUGUGGAUAACAAAGUUUUGCGCCUGUGACACCAAAUGAAAAAUGCGACUCCUGUAUUCUGUGAAUGUGUGAAUGAUAGACACUGAGAACUGUAUUUUGGAGAGUUGGUAUAUGAAUAUUCUAAACAGCCUAUUUUUUUCCACUUUGUUUGCAUAAAGAUAUGACAUUGUAUUCACAAUUAUGCCUCAUAGGAAGGUCGAAGCGUUCUAUUCAGAAUGGCAAAACAAUCUGACAAUAAAGUACUUAAAAA